AUGAGAAGUAGUAACACUAUCAAUUUUAUUUUACAAGGAAGAUUUUUAGUAUUCAAUAAUAAAAGUAUAAAUAAUUUAGAUAUUUCUUCAUUUAAUAGGGGGAAAAAAAUUUUUCAAAAAAUCAUCUUCUCAAACUUUUUGUUUUCUAAACUUUUUAUUUUGUAUUUCUUCUCCUUUUUAUAUCUCUCCUUAUUAAAUACAUGCAUAUCUAAGAACAAUGCAUUUUCAGAAUUACAAUUAAAUAAAGUGUAUCACAGAAAAUUAGCUCAAUGUAUCCCCAAAAAAUGGAAUCGUUCAAAGAAAAAAAAAAAUAAAUAUAAUAUAAAAGAGGAUGAAAAAUCUCAGUCAAAUGAUAUAAGUUCUAUAAAGUCUGAAUUUAAUCAAAGUGAUAAAUGUAAUCAUGAAAAGCAAUGCGAAUCAAAAAAAGAAGAAAUAUUAGAAGAAAGUGGUCGAAUUGAAAAGAAGAACCAUGAAAUGUUUGAUGAAAUGGAUAAACAGAAAAUUCAUGAUGAAAUGGACAAACGUGAAAUGAAGGAUGAAAUUGAUAAACUUGAAAUGAAGGAUGAAAUGGAUAAACAGGAAAUGCAUGAUGAAAUGAACAAACGUGAAAUGAAAGAUGAAAUUGAGAAACAUGAAAUGAACGAUGAAAUGGGUAAUCAGGAAAUUCACGAUGACAUGGAUAAACGUGAAGUGAAUGAUGAAAUGGGCAAUCAAGAAAAUAAAAACGAAGGUUGCGCAAUUACAUUAGGUGAAAGUAGUUCAGGUUUACAAGAUCAAUUGUGUAAAGAUGUAAAAUAUGAAAAGAGUCAAAAUUUAGACGAUGUAUCAAGCAGAACAGAUAUGUAUAUUCAAUUUUUUAUGAUGGCAAGGAGAUGGUAA
This is a messenger RNA of Plasmodium gallinaceum, 879 nucleotides long. RefSeq names its product Plasmodium exported protein, unknown function. The record is from RefSeq and is a predicted model, not a curated record. The transcript has 2 exons. Lineage: Eukaryota; Apicomplexa; Aconoidasida; Haemosporida; Plasmodiidae. The coding region runs from base 1 to 879 and encodes 292 amino acids.